AUGAGCUUUGGCGUUUCUUUGUUCAUCAUCUUUACAUCUUUAUACCAAAAUUCUCAAGCUGUUGCCCUCGUUACUGCUGCCACCACUGACAGAGGUCAUUACACUGUUAGUGGCUUGGGUAAGAGAAAGCAACAAAUUUUGAAAGCCGGCGGUGGAAUCUGGGAUAUUGCUAUUGCAAUGCUCGAGAGCGAUCACAUGAUUACUGACUAUCCUUAUGGUGACAACAAGACCGAAGAUUCCGCCAACUUUGGUAUCUUUAAGCAAAACUGGUUCAUGCUUCGUACCUCUACUUCUCAGUUCAAGGGCAAGACAACUAGCCAAUGGAAGGAAGGUACCAUCCUCAACAAGAAAUUGGCACAAGAUAUCAAAGCUAGACAAGAAUCACAAAAUUUCUACGGCCCUGAUAAGUGGUUUGGUGGCCACAGAAACGGUGAAAGUGGCUUGAACAAUCCCUAUACCCAAGAUAUUACCAACUACAAGAAUGCUGUCAACUGGAUCCAUGAUCAACUUGCCAGUGAUCCCAAGCACUUGAAGGAUGAUACCAGAUUCUAUGUUUCCGUUGUUGCUAUCUAA
Molecule: messenger RNA, 573 nt
Organism: Rhizopus microsporus ATCC 52813
Lineage: Eukaryota; Fungi; Mucoromycota; Mucoromycetes; Mucorales; Rhizopodaceae
Exons: 2
Coding region: 1-573 (190 amino acids)
Source: RefSeq, a predicted model, not a curated record